AUGCUAGUCCUCGUCAUCGGCGACCUGCACAUCCCCUUCCGCGCACACGACUUGCCCGCCAAGUUCAAGAAGCUCCUCGUACCCGGCAAGAUCCAACAGAUCAUCUGCACCGGCAACGUCUGCAACACCGAUUAUCUUCACUAUCUGCGCACCAUCGCUGGAGAUGUUCACCUCGUCAAAGGCGACUACGAUGACAACCCGCAUUUCCCAUCGAGCUUGAUCCUCAACCAUCCACCACUUCGCAUCGGUGUGCUGCACGGCCACCAGGUCGUGCCAGCGGGCGAUACACAAUCGCUAGCAGCCGUAGCGAGAGCGAUGGAUGUCGACAUUCUCUUGACGGGUCACACACAUCGGUUCGAGGCGUUCGAGCUGGAGGGCCGCUUCUUCGUCAACCCAGGUAGCGCUACAGGAGCUUGGCAUCCUACCUGGCCAUUAAGGGAUCCUGCGUCUGUAGCUGCGUUGGCAGAGAAGGCAGCAGCCAAGGCGAAGGAUGACAAUGCAGCUGCUGGCAAGAAGGCGGACGAUCCGAAGGCGAAGAAGGGAGCGAAAACGGCUGACAGCAAGAAGGGCGAUGACGCAGCAACUGACAAGGCGACCGAUGCGAAUGCGGACGACAAGGCCGGCGACGCGAAAGCAGAAGAGGUCGAAGAAGCAAAAGAGGCACCAGCACCCAUUCCUAGCUUUGCUCUGCUCGACAUUCAAGGAGCUGUCGUUGUCACGUACGUUUACCAGCUCAUCGACGGAGAUGUCAAGGUGGAAAAGAUCGAAUACAGAAAGAACGUCGACAGCAACUCGUUGGCCUUGCAACGUGGUGCGUCGGGGAAUGCCGCUGCUGUCGGCGCGGGAGGAGCCGGCUAUGGUCCAUACGGAGGGCGAUAG
Messenger RNA from Kalmanozyma brasiliensis GHG001, 879 nucleotides. RefSeq names its product Calcineurin-like phosphoesterase superfamily domain protein. Bases 1 to 879 code for a protein of 292 amino acids. Lineage: Eukaryota; Fungi; Basidiomycota; Ustilaginomycetes; Ustilaginales. Gene Ontology annotation, biological process: intracellular protein transport; retrograde transport, endosome to Golgi. Gene Ontology annotation, cellular component: endosome; retromer complex. The record is from RefSeq and is a predicted model, not a curated record. The transcript has 2 exons.